AUGAACCGGAAGUUGAAUUGAGAAAGAUUCGCAAAUAAUGUUCAAUUUUCCGCAUUUGUUCGUUACAGUUCAUUCAAUUUAACAGCCAGAAACCACUUUCUUAUCUAAAAUGAAACUUAUAUAUUAUUUAGAGACACCUUAAACUAUUGAAAUUUGACCAUAUUGAAAGGGAGCAACGCUCACAAUAUAUCUUACUAAGCAGUGUUUGGGAUCGAAAGCACAUGCUCUUACUCUUAGUCUUGUUCAUAAAAUUUGCAAAAUCGAAUACAAAUAAGGGGAACAUUGUUGUGUGAAGAUACAAAGGCCUCUAAAAGUGGAUUCUCAGUUAUGCUGUUAAAAUGCCAUCAGUAGCACAAACAGAAUAUGGUAUCAGGGAUGUCUGGAAACACAAUUUGGAAGAAGAGUUUCGUUGUAUGCGACGGGUUGUCCAGAAAUAUAAAUUUGUUGCAAUGGACACUGAGUUCCCAGGUGUUGUUGCAAGACCAAUUGGUGAAUUUAGGAGCACUGCUGAGUUUCAAUACCAAUUACUUAGAUGUAAUGUCGACCUAUUAAAACUAAUUCAAGUUGGAUUUUCUUUUCUAAAUGAAAAAGGAGAGGCAGCUCCAAAUACUUGUACAUGGCAGUUUAAUAUGAAAUUUAAUUUAACGGAAGAUAUGUAUGCACAAGAGUCUAUAGAUUUAUUAAGAACGUCUGGUAUUCAGUUUGAUAAACAUGAUCAGGAUGGAAUAGAUCUGCUUGAAUUUGCAGAGUUACUAAUGACGUCUGGUAUAGUGCUAGCAGAAGAUAUGAGAUUUAUUUCAUUUCAUAGUGGUUACGAUUUUGGUUAUUUAUUGAAGCUUUUAACUGGUACUAAUCUUCCUACUGAGGAAACCGAAUUUUUCGAACUUCUGCAGCUUUAUUUCCCUAAUAUAUAUGAUGUGAAAUAUUUAAUGAAAAGUUGUAAAAAUUUGAAAGGUGGUUUACAAGAAGUUGCUGACCAGUUAGAGAUUGUUCGUGUUGGACCUCAACAUCAAGCAGGUAGUGAUAGUUUGUUAACUGGUAUGGCAUUUUUUAAAAUGAGAGAGAUGUUUUUUGAAGAUAAUAUUGAUGAUGCUAAAUACUGUGGUCAUUUAUAUGGACUUGGAACAUCUUUUGUUCAAAAUGGAACUAGCUAUGAAAAUAAUAACAUUUCCUCCAAUUCUCAUACGACUGGUACAGAUGAUAAUAUGCCAGCAACCGUCACAUCUGCCUCAUGAUAGACCGUUUCAUCACUUCAUUACGUUCAUGUUAACAGGUCAUUUUGGAGCAUAACGAAAUCGAACAUAGACAAUUUUUAUCAUGUAAAAUAUUUGUGCAUGCAUAUUUUUAGUUAUGAAAUUUGAUACAACCAAGGAACUAAUAUCAAAAUAUGUCCUUAAUUAAUUGUUUUAUUUGUAUAUUAGAUUACCAUCAAUUCGUGUACAAAGUAUACAAUCAUAAUUGAUGAUUAUGAAGUUUUGACAUUGCAUAUGAUAUUAUUUAUAUAUGUAUUAAGUGAAUGCAUCUGUUCCAUAUCUCUUCAACAAAAUAUUAAGCUGGAUCUAGCUUUUAGAUGGCAUGAAUUAAUACUAAGCCAAUGAAUGAAUUCUAGUAUCUCCUAAAAUUAAGUUGCGGAAAAUUAUAUAAGCAAGUUAUGGUCAUAAUUUAUUCAAAUGUAGUGUAUUUCAGAGAUUAUCAGUUUAAUAUUUUGGGUUGGUGCUGACAGAGGCUUUUUCGCCCCCUCUUUACAUAUUAGGAUGCUUUAUUUUUCUCUUUAUAACAGAAGUUAGAUAGCUGCAAGUGCUUACAUGUGUGUCGACUUUUUGUUGAUAUUUUAGAUUUAAUUUUAACACUGUUUUCCCCCUUCCAUUGUUUAAUCAUUUUAAGUUGGGAUUAUUCUUUUGUUCAGGAAGACAGACACAGGGAAACAAUCAGGGGUGCGAUUUGCUACCAUCUCAGAACACCUGUUGGUCUGUCGUGUUGACCAUGAUAAAUUAUUGUUUCACAUAUUUUCAUGUGGAAUUUUAAUAUUUCCUUUGUUACAAUAGGAAGAAAUUGUGAUAAAUCCUGAUGUAAAAGGCAGCAAUAUUAUUAGGAUGUGUGAUAAAUACAAGUAGACAUGUUUGAUUAUUAAUGUUGGGUAAUAAGCAAUAUCUUUUAUUGUUAAAAUUGUGCAAAUCAGGUCUAAAAAUUGAAUACGAUCAUUUUCCAUCUUUAUCCCAAUAAUUCAAUUGUAAAAUUCAUUGUUAGAUUUAUUUUUGAUAGCCAAUUCUCUCCCUUUAAAUCAAAUAAUGCAUAUAUUUUCCAACACAUUUAAUCAAUUGUUUUACUUGCCUAUAUUGCGAUACUUUUGUAUUGGUUUUAGACAGAAUUUGAUUUUAUCUCGUAACAAAACAAGAAGUAUAUAAUGAAACAUACUUUAGAGGGUUUGUUUGUAAAUUGCAGUUUGUUUUUAAAAGAAAACCAGGUGUUCGUGAAUGAACAAUUUUAUCUGUGAUAUUUGAUUUUGCGACCCUAAAAUUGUGUGUAUUAGAGUAUUUGGACUUUUCAAAAAGCUGAUAACUGUGAUUAUUAUGAACAAUAGCCGUGCUGCUAAAGAUAUUUGACUUGAAAAUAAUCAGUUAUAACUAUACGUUAAAUGGAAGGAUUUCUGCUCUGCUCUUAUUGUUAAUGGUCAUAUUUGAGGGAUUUUAAUUUCUUAGUUUAAAAGCUUUGUAAUUGAUUUUAAAUAUUAAGAAUUAAAAUAUUUGACAUUCAGUUAUUUUCAAUAAUGUAUUUCUUUUCUUUUUGCUUCUAUGCUUAAUGUUAUAAUUUGUCUUUGAAUAUUUCACUAAUGUAUGACUGACCAACAGGUCCUACACCUUAUAUUAUUGUCAAGUCAAAUAUACAGCUACGUGGUUUUUGCUUUAAGGUCAUUUAUACUUCUAUCAAAUUUGAACGAGAUAUAAUUUUAAAUUACAUUGAUUUUAAUGCUUAUCAAGGUCAAAUCUUUUAAUCUGCAUUUUGUUGUGGUUCAUCAUCAUUUUGUCAUUGUUUUAAUAUUUUUUUCUGAGCUGUGUCCUUCCUAUUUUUUUGAUUUUAUAAAUUCAUCUUUCGCAUUGCUUACAGUUAUCAUCUUUUUUUUCUUUUUUUUUUUUAUAUCAUUCUUGGGCAGGGUUUAGAGAUUGAAAGUUACUUUAGGGUCCACAUUCUUGCAUUUGGCCGAUAGAGUAGCUUUAAAGAAUAAUUCAGGGAUUUGGGCCUUAUUUGACUUGAGUGAGCCUUGAAAUAAAGACAUGAAUAUGUAUUUUAAAUUUUAUUUAAUGAUAUAAUUUUAAUGUAAUGUUGCCAAUGUAAUAGAAGAAAAAAAAAUAUUAGUUCAUUAUGUAAUUUUAAAACUAUUUUCAAAUUUUCAUGUUCUAAUUUUUUUGUUUGUUUUGUGUACUGUAAACCUCUGUGUACCAUCAUAUCAGUAUUUUCUAAUAUAUUUUUGUCCCAUGUUAAAUAAACUUAUAACAUUGGAUAUAUUUGUAUAUUAUGAAAUAAUCCAAUUAAAUAUCAGAAUUUUAAUUAGUAAACAACAUAUUUUUCAUUGUCGGUUUUUCAAGAGUGAUGAUUAAUUGAGAAGAGAUUGCCCUUGAAAUUUUUAGAUUUAUUUAUCUAGAGCUAAAUGUGUUCUUUCAACUAGCAUAUUUGCCACAACUUAAAAGAUGCAGAGGUUUAGAUAGAUCUGUCUUGUUAGAGCUCUAAUCUGUGGUUAAACAGCCAAAUGAUGUCUUAACAACACAACCCUUGAUAGCCCACAUGUGUCAAUUACACAAAUGCCCUUGUUAAAAGGGCAUGUUUUAAAAUCUGUCAGUGUUAUAAACUGUCUGUACCUUACACCAUCAAUAGGUUUUUAUCAUUUAAGACCUUCAACUGGAAUUUUAAAUGAAAUGAUUUACACUGUAAGGGGGAAAUGGUUGUUUCUAUAUUUUAAAAUAAAUGUAAAUAAAAAUAAUGUACCCUUAGGUGUAAAAAUUA
Patella vulgata (common limpet) is the source of this 3999-nucleotide messenger RNA. Its product is annotated as CCR4-NOT transcription complex subunit 7. The coding region runs from base 339 to 1235 and encodes 298 amino acids. Lineage: Eukaryota; Metazoa; Mollusca; Gastropoda; Patellidae. Gene Ontology annotation, cellular component: P-body; CCR4-NOT core complex; CCR4-NOT complex. Gene Ontology annotation, molecular function: poly(A)-specific ribonuclease activity; nucleic acid binding. The record is from RefSeq and is a predicted model, not a curated record. The transcript has 7 exons.